AUGACUCCUCAAAUCACUGUUACUCCUCCAUUAAUAACUGCUACUGUUGUUACAGGUACCAAGUUCUUGUGUAGCGAAGUGAUCGCCCCGGUGAAGAGUGAAGUUGACGAUAUCCGGCUCUACGUCAUCAACUUCGAGGAUUUGACCAACCCUAGUAGCCCCCUCGACGAGCGGGGGAACAACAGGCUUAGCAAGUGUAAAUAUCUUUAA
This is a messenger RNA of Nezara viridula (southern green stink bug), 210 nucleotides long. Lineage: Eukaryota; Metazoa; Arthropoda; Insecta; Hemiptera; Pentatomidae. The record is from the annotation of a GenBank genome assembly.